Molecule: messenger RNA, 6837 nt
Organism: Paralichthys olivaceus (Japanese flounder)
Lineage: Eukaryota; Metazoa; Chordata; Actinopteri; Pleuronectiformes; Paralichthyidae
Gene: map3k10
Product: mitogen-activated protein kinase kinase kinase 10
Biological process (GO): signal transduction; protein phosphorylation
Cellular component (GO): cytoplasm
Molecular function (GO): protein binding; MAP kinase kinase kinase activity; ATP binding
Source: RefSeq, a predicted model, not a curated record
UGAACCGAGCACCGGCGUGUUUGGAUGCGGAGUCAGUCCCCCACACACACUGACAGCUAGGUAAUGUCACGCCUCACAGGAGGAGGAAGAGCCUGUUUGGAUGCGAUGGAGCCGCGGACAGCUGGCUGAGCAGCGGCCGCAGCGCAGGGACAACCGGGAGAGGUUCGUGUGACCCGGAUCGGGAUACGGUCGCUCGGUUUCGGCCCGUGCUGGUCCUUGUUAUUCGGAUGCAACCACACACCCAUGCGAUGAUAUCGGUGGAUAGCUCUGCUGUCAAAGUCCAGGUUCGGUUAUUAUAGUAAACGCGUUAUAGUAAAGUGUUAGAAUAAACAAGGCUGUUGUAGUGGAAGACGAAAGCUGGGACUGGAUACUACAACAUAGCCUAUAAUUAACGUUAUUAUUAUUAUUAUGGGGUGUCGACCCGUUGAUAAAGGCGACAUGGAAAUGGAGUGGAUCUCUUCUUCAUAGCAUUAUUAUACUGUAAUGCUGCUGCUGCUGCUGCUGCGAUGCCUCCAUGCAAACCUUCACUGACUAUAUUCUGCGCCUUAUUUCCACCGUGCGACUGUUGCUGUCGUGGACAUCUAAAAAUUCAAUUGAUUAAUUGAUUGGUGAUCUGAAACUACAAUGUGUGCAGAGAGAGCAACAGUAUAACGAGCAGAGCUGUCUGCAGCAUCCCUUCGCCGCUGCACAACAGUCUCUCCUCCGGUCCAGGACCCGUCUCCAUCUCAAAUGUAGCCCGGCAGAGGCGACUGAAGCAGGCCGCUUCUCACACACACACGCAAGCGGGUAAGCUGUGCUCAGACUCGGCUGGAUGCUGGACGCGGUGCCCCUUUGCAGCUCUGUAGCGCCGGAUACCUGCAGCCCUCCCAGUUCCUGCUUUCUCUAAUUCCCCCCCAGCUGUCUUAAAAUGGACGGGGCCUUUUGGUAGAGGCUAUUCGGGGACGCUGAACCGGCUCCGUGCAUGCAGGAUUUAGCCCGGACCGGCUCGGGCUCGUCGGGGUGUAGUGCGAGCAUCCGAGGGUUUUUCCAAACGCAGCAUACAGAAGAGGAAAAACGGUUCAUAUUCAAAGAGAUGGCAGGCGGAGGAGGUGUGUCUGCUCUGGGCUCUAUGAGAAAUAAUGAGGACCCUUGCUCAGAGGAUUUCACCCAGCUCACUCACAGACUGCUGUUUUUAUUGGCCCCAUAAAUAGACUAUAUUCCAUACUAAGACGAAUCCUACAAUCAGUGUCUCUAUGGCUCUCAGAGUCAAGACACUUUAGUAUCAAUGGGAUGAGGUUGUGUGUUUUUUAGACCAAGAUGCUCAAAGCUGUAAUCAACCCAUAUUUAGCUUUUGUUAAAUUUUGCAAUUUAGGGAAUCCAUAACAAGUAUGCAACUGUAUUGUUAACUCUGGAUUUGUCUCUGUGAACAGGACCUUGUCACGCCGACUAUUUCUUUCCAAAGGAUUUCAAGACACCUGCUGCUUCUUAGAUAAACAUGUAUUCACAUCUACUGUGAGAGCAGCUUUUUAAAGGACUCCAUCGUGGAAACAAUCAAUGAGGUUUCCGCGGGGUUACACUCAUAGAUCUGCUCUGCUCAGAGUCAUUGUUUGACCUGAUGUACAUUGUCCCUAAAUGAACUUGCCUUUGGGAAUACAUGCUACUUACACACUGCAUAGCAACAGCACAGAAGCAACCAGUGACAGGAUUUGGCACAGUUUCAGCAGAGAGAUGUGGUGAUGGGGGGGAGCAGUUUCGGCUCUCUGAUCCUCUGAUCCCUUUUCCCCCCCGCUGGUGGUCGAGGACACCUCAUCUCAGUCAAUGGGCUCUGUAUGGAUUUUGUGCCUAAGUUGACAGAGGACAGGCCGACAGCGUCAAAGAGCAGCCAGGCUGCCAUGAACCCAUACGGCAGAGCGAGCAGUACAGCAGCCCCCCUGUCCUGCACCAGCUGUGGGGGCUGCUGCUCCCCGCCUCCCCCCUGCCUAAUCCCACCUGGGCCCCCCUCUACUACCUCCUCCUCUUCCUCCAUGCCCCCGAAUAUGACCCCUCCGCCGCCAAUGUGUCCAGCUCCAGUUGUCCAGGUGGAGAACGGCAGGAGUUGGAACUCCUCCACCAUCUCUUCGUCUGGCUCCCCAGACUCUCACCCUGGUCACCGCUGUGGAGCCAACAACCCCAACCCCUACUGGACGGCAGUGUUUGACUAUGAGGCCACAGCAGAUGAGGAGUUAACCCUGCGGCGUGGGGACCUCCUUGAGGUUCUCUCCAAAGACUCCAAAGUGUCCGGGGACGAGGGUUGGUGGACAGGUAAGAUCCAGGACAAGGUGGGUAUCUUUCCAAGCAACUACGUCACGAAAGGGGAUGCUGCCAGCUACCAGCAGCUGGCCGUAGGUGGACUGGUGGCAGGGGGGGUGGGUGAAUGCCCCUUGGAAGUACAUUUCUCUGAACUGCUCCUAGAGGAGGUGAUAGGAGCUGGUGGAUUUGGGAAAGUAUACAAAGGAGUGUGGCUAGGAGAGGAAGUGGCUGUAAAGGCGGCUAGGCAAGACCCUGAUGAGGAUAUCAGUGUCACAGCUGAGAGUGUGCGCCAGGAGGCCCGGCUGUUCUGGAUGCUCCGGCACCCCAACAUUAUUUCAUUGCGUGGAGUCUGUCUGAGGGAGCCCAACCUGUGCCUAGUGAUGGAGUACGCCCGAGGAGGGGCUCUGAACCGGGCCCUUGCUGGAAAGAAGGUUCCUCCGAGGGUACUGGUGAACUGGGCGGUCCAGAUUGCCACAGGGAUGGACUACCUGCACAACCAGGCAUUCGUACCAAUCAUCCACAGAGACCUGAAGUCCAGCAAUAUCCUCAUUCUGGAGCCGGUGGCUCGGGAUGACCUGAACGGGAAAACCCUGAAGAUCACAGACUUCGGUCUGGCCAGAGAGUGGCACCAGACCACCAAGAUGAGCGCAGCGGGGACGUACGCCUGGAUGGCACCGGAGGUCAUCAAGCUCUCCCUCUUCUCCAAGAGCAGCGACGUGUGGAGUUUUGGCGUGUUACUCUGGGAGCUGCUGACCGGCGAGGUUCCGUACCGGGAGAUAGAUGCACUGGCCGUAGCUUACGGUGUCGCCAUGAACAAGUUAACGCUUCCAAUCCCUUCGACCUGCCCUGAGCCUUUUGCUCAGCUGCUGGGAGAAUGCUGGAGCCCCAACCCCCACAGCAGGCCGUCGUUCACCAGCAUCCUGAGGCGGCUGCUGGCCAUCGAGCAGUCGGCCAUGUUCCAGAUGCCUCUGGAGUCGUUCCACUCCUUACAAGAAGACUGGAGGCUGGAGAUCCAGGAGAUGUUCGACGAGCUCCGAGCCAAAGAGAAGGAGCUGAGGUCCUGGGAGGAGGCGUUGGCUCGAGCGGCCGAGGAACAGAGGGAGCAGGAGGAGCAGCUGAGGAGGAGAGAGCAGGAGCUGGCUGAGAGGGAGAUUGACAUCGUGGAGCGAGAGCUGAACAUCAUCAUCCACCAGAUGUACCAGGAGAAGCCCAGCGUGAAGAAGAGGAAGGGCCACUUCAAGAAGAGCAGACUCAUGAAGCUGGGCCGAGACAGCAACUGCAUCAGCCUGCCCUCUGGCUUUGAGCAUAAGAUCACAGUGCAGGCGUCUCCCAGUGUGGACAAGAGGAAGACCCAGGGCAGCGAGAGCACCACCCCACCUGCCAGCCCAGGAGUCAUUCCCCGACUGAGAGCCAUCAGACUGACACCGAGCGAUGGCAGCAAGACGUGGGGACGCAGCGCCGUGUGCAAGAAGGAAGACCUGGCAACCAACAAGAAGAAAGGACGAACCUGGGGACCGAGCUCCACCCACCAGAGGGAGAGGGUCGGAGGGGAGGAAAAGCUGAAAUCUCUGGGAGAGGGAAGCAAGGUUUGGUCGUCCAGUGCCCCAAAUCUGGGAAAAUCCCCCAAACAUGCUCCCAUGACUGCUGGCUUCUCCAGCCUGAAUGAAAUGGAGGAGUGCAGUGAGUUCGAGGAGUCACCGGGGUCCCUGCAGCCAUCAGAGACGAGCAGUAACGGGGCUGCGGACGACUCUGGGUCUCUGUGGGGCAGCGUGGGCCCCCACACGAUGCCUGCUGUCGGGGUGUCUACUGCGAGCUCCUGUCAGGGCCCUGGAGGCCUGGGAUCGGGGGUGAGCUACCAGGACUCGCUUCGUCGCUGCAACCAGAGGAAGAAGAGCGAUGUGCUGCUGCUGGGCUGUGCCUCUCUGCUAGCGUCCGUCGCCUUCGGACAAGACCUCCUGCAGCUGGGAAAACUGCAGGUGCUUCAGGACGAGCAGGACCUCAGAGAGGAGCAGCGGAAGAAGAAGGAGGGUCUCUUUCAGCGGACGGGACGUUUCCGUCGCAGCACCUCUCCACCCAGCAGGAACCUCUCCCUCUCCCUGUCGAGACACCACGACUCCACGCUGCCCUGCAUGGACCCCUCUCCCUCAGUGACGCUCCUCUCUCUGUCCUCCCUGUCUGACUGCAACUCCACAAAGUCCCUCCUCCCCUCAGACCCGGACGAGUACUCCCUGACCCCCAUGACGGGAGUCAAAACGCCGGCGGCUCCUCCGACCCCUGCCCUCAACCCACUCUUGGACCUGCGGGCGGAAAGCUUCAAGAAGGAGCCCAACCAGUCGCUCACGCCCACCCACGUGUCUGCAGCCAUGGCCAUGAACAGAGGGCACAGACGCACCCCUUCAGACGGGGCGAUACGACCCCGGGCCCAAACCCUGGGACACCGCAGGACACCGUCAGACGGGAGCAUGCCCAUGCCUCCUCCACCGGGGGCGCCGCACAUCACAGGAAACAAAGGUGCACAGGACUCCCUGGACAUCCCUCGCCUCCCCAACCCCUCCACCAUCUUCCCAAUCCCCCAUCGGCGUAAAGCCCCCGCUCCACCCAUCCCCGUCUCAGAUCCUCUCAUCAGCCCCCUGGAGAGACCCAAGACGCUGGAGUUUGCCCCCCGGCCGCGGCCCACCCCGGCCAGGAUGAGAGCCGACCCCUGGAAGCUGGGCUCUCUCUCCCGGACCCUGAGCUCGUCCCCGGGCAGCAGCUGCGACAGCCCGCCCGGCUCCGGGGACAGCAACGCUGGCGCAGCACGGCCCAGCCUGAUGGACAUGGACAUGGAGGGCCAGAGUUUGGACCCCACCAUCCCUCUGUGUGGACAGCAGCAGCCCGCCACUCUGUGUGGACAGCAAUACUCAUAGUGAAAAAACACCACAUUUCCAAUUCUAAUGUUUUUGCAUUUAAACGUGUCCCAGGACGUUAGAGCUGGGGCUGAAUAAAGAAUGCCUUCUGAUGUCUGAGCCGAGCAAAGUGCACUCGCUGAAGUUCGCAAAAACAAACCCACUUCCUGUCAUGUUUUUAGGCACUAACUGGAAGCCAUCCCUCUCAUGUGCACAUUUAAAUUCCUGAUAAGGUGACGGCAAGCCAUCCCCUGCAGCGAUCUCUAACCUGCACGACUCUGAGAGACCACAGAGGUCUCCUCACCCACCUACACUACUUCCCUCCCUCCUCGGACGCCAUCUCUACCUGCUUCUUAGUGACCAGGUUACAUUUCCUCUGAGACUCACGACAUUCUAAAAGCCAUUCAAAUGCUUAAAGGGCCACUUGUUUGACUUUGCUAACUAUUCACUUCAAUUCAUCUGCUUGUGCUUCUGCCGCCCGUCUGUGUAGCCGCUUCACGUUCUGCUUGCAUCGACUUUUCUCUCUCCCACUCCACAAAAAUAUCCCAUCGUUAUUUCACCCAAACAUUUUGAUCUUUUCAGGAGUUUUCCCUGAGAAAAACAAGAGCUAGACUUUGUUGAACUUGCUCACAGAGAGUGUUCUUGUUCUUAUUUUGCACGCUGGUUUUUCUGCCGGUCCACAAACAUCUCCCAUAAUUCCUCACGUGUCAUCUCGUCAUCCACUUCCUUCCAAGACUAAAACAGGAAAAAGCCUUUUUUUUUUCUCAAAGCACUGGACGGGUGAUCUCCUCAGCCUUGUACAUUUAAAAACAUAGAGUUUAUUUUCUCAGUGCUUGCACCAUCCCUGCCGCAAACCUGUCGGCAGAAGUGUUUUUCUAUUGGUUUGGCAGACCAGGUGUGUGUCUCUGUGUGUGAAUGUGUGUAUAUUAAGUGUACAUGUGUGGAUGAACAAAAUGGGUUCAUAUGUGUGUACUGGUGCUUUUUUAGUGCAUGUUAUUUUACGUUUGAAUGGUCGGAGCACUUCUUCAAUAAGACCACACACAUUCUGGGCUGUUUGUCAUUUUUCCUUUUUUAAUAACCCUCCGUUCCUAACUAACAGUCAGUAGCACUCUAACUAACAUUAACUAACAAUGGACAAUGAGAAUAGAAAACACUGAGGGAAACAAAAAAACUACCUGAUUUCAACGCCAACCUCAUGUUUUAUGUGGGACUGUUUGGAAGCUUGGCCUUCUCUCCUCUGACCUGCUCUGUUCGACAUCGGUGGCACCUUUAGGAGCCGUGAUGCGCAGCUAGUUCGUUUCUGUGGACCAGUGGCUCUCGCCGCCGCCGACAAAUCAACCUUUAUCUCCGGAGUCAUUUUUCGUACAGUGGACAGUGCGUCUUUUGGCGGCAGAUGGUAUUUUACUUGACUGUGCAAGUUUCUCUCAGUGUGUGUGUGAGCGUGAACAUGAGUGUGUGUUAUUGUUUGUAUGGGAUCCUGACAAUCCCAUUUGUUCGAAGCGUGAGCCCCCAAACUCCUUCUUCGCGUGUGGUUAAGAACACUGAGUAUUUAUUAUUAAAUUUAUUGUUAUUAUCGGUAAAGGAUUAAUUAUUAUUAUUAUUACUACAAUGCUCUUCCUGGGGUGUCUGUAUAUAUUUGCUAACAUAACCAAGGAGAACCUGGGAAACUGCUCACUGAAACGUC